CUCUCUCUCUCCCCCACCCCUCCCACCCGAUCCUCUCUUGGAUCUCGCCGCGCGCUCGAAGGCAAGCGGGGCCGCGAUGCCUGCGGCGGCCGUUCCCGGAGGCGGCGGCGCCGCCGACGCCGAGGAGCUGUUCCGCACCAAGCGCAUCCCGGAGAUUCGCGCGGCUGAGGGCGCCACCCGACGCGAGAUCUCCGCCAAGGAGGAGGAGCUCCGGCAGCUCGUCGGGCGCAGCUACCGCGACCUGCUCGACUCCGCGGACUCCAUCCUCCUCAUCAAGCAGUCUUCCGAUGCCAUAUCGGACAACCUCGCCCGCAUCUCCGGCUCCUUGUCGUCGCUCUCGCCGCCCCCUGAACCCUCUCCCGCCGUAAGCGCCGCCUCGCCGUCCCCGUCUGCUGGAGGGCGCGCGAGGCUGUACGCGCUCGCCGCGCGCGCCAAGUACCUGGUUGACACGCCGGAGCACAUCUGGGGCCGGCUCGACGAGGGCCUGCUCCUGGAGGCGGCGGGGCGGUACCUGCGAGCUCAGGUCGUGCACGGGCGGCUCUCCCGCGACGCCGCGGCCGCCGCGCGGUUCCCGCUCCUCGCGCACCAGGCGCAGCUCGUGGAGGCGUUCCGGCCGCAGAUCGCCCAGCGCGCGCGCGAGCGCCUCGCCGACCGCCGCCUCCCUGUAGCGGCCCACGCCGACGCCCUUGCGGCCGUGGCCGCGAUCGACGCCCCGUCGCUUGCCCCGGCCCAGGCGCUCCUCCUGUUUCUCACCUCGCGCCGCGCUUGGAUCUCUCAAGCCCUAGCUGGGCUCGCCUCGGAUCUGUCAUCCUACACCUCUGUGCUGUGCGAUAUCUCGAGGAUCGUGCGGAUCACGCUUGGCCACGUUGGACAGUUGUUCGUGCCUGCACUCAGUGAUAUGCCGUUGUUCUUCAAGACGGUGCUUGAGAAGACCCCGCCUGAGCAGUUGUUCGGUGGCAUUCCAGACCCUGAUGAUGAAGCACGGUUGUGGAAGGAGCACAUGAAUCAGAUCGAGGCUACAAUGGUGCUGCUUGAGCCAGAUGCUGUUGCACGGGCCUGUACGGAUUGGCUCAAGGAAUGUUGCACUGAAAUUUUUGGUGUGAUUGCUGGUGAGCAAAAGUUGGUUGAUGCCAUUGGGAGUGGGGAGCUGCUUGGGUCAGUGCAAAGGCUUGUACGUGAUGCACUAGAUGGGAGGGACGGAUUGGAGGGAAGUUUGGAGCAGUGGCUGAAGAGCGUGUUUGGGUCAGAUAUUGAGUCGCCAUGGGAUCAGAUCCGUGGGUUAAUCUUGAAGGACGGCAAGGAUAUUUUUGAGGAUUGGAUGGAGGAAGCAUUUGUGCGGCGGAUGAAGGACAUUGUGCAUUCAGAGCUUGAUGGAUUGGGUGCUUGUGUUAACGUGAAGGAAUCAGUUCAUGCUAUUGGUGCCAAUGCUGAUCCAAAGGAUGCUGGAGAUUUCCUUGCAUACCUGCGGAAAUCUUCAAAGGGCGGUGGUUUCUGGUUCUCAGAGUCUAAGAUCAAGAAAGGUGGAGUUUUGGCACACUUGAAGCCAAUUGCUGAUGAAAAUGAUUUCCAUAGCUGCCUAACAUCGUAUUUUGGGCCAGAAGUUAGUCGGAUCAGGAGUGCAAUUGACAGCAAAUGCAAGAAUAUCCUUGAUGAUCUGUUAAGCUUUGUGGAGUCACAUAAUUCAGCACCAAGGCUGAAGGAAUUGGUGCCAUACCUCCAGGAGAAAUGCUACAGGACCAUCUCGAGAGUAUUGAAAGAAUUAGAAGCUGAGCUCAGAAAGCUCUCUGCUUUGUUGGGAACCAAAAAGGAGGGUAACGACAUACCUGCAGCUUCUAUUAUAGCGGAGAGGUCUCUCUUCAUUGGUCGUCUCUUGUUUGCGCUGAGAUACCAUUCAAGUCAUGUACCCCUAAUACUAGGUUCCCCAAGGGAGUGGGUAAAGGAGGCUGGUGGUGCAGCAUUUGCCAGGUUAUCAUCACCUACACCAAGACAUUCGAGGGCAUCUUUCGAUUCUUUGGUAUCUUUUACACCCAGAAGGCGCACAUUUGACGGUCCCAGGAGUCCUGGAAGGCAAUUCUCGGAUAGCCCCAGAAAACAAACUAUUGCUGCUGCAGUGUCUUUGUUUGGAGCUGAUGAUAGAUCCAAUCCUAGACUUGAUGAACUCAAUAAGACCCUGCAGUCACUUUGCGUCAUGGCUCAUAAUGUAUGGAUAGCAUGGGUGUCCACUGAACUAUCUCGCAUUCUUUCAUAUGAUCUCAACAAAGAUGAUUCACUAUCCUCUUCGACUCCUUUGAGGGGCUGGGAAGUCACAGUAAUUAAACAAGAGGAAUCAACUGAGGGUCCCUUGGAGAUGCAAAUAGCUCUUCCGUCGAUGCCUUCAUUGUACAUCAUAUCCUUUCUUUAUCAAGCAUGCUUGGAGAUUCAUAAGGUUGGAGGGCACAUCCUGGACAGGAUCAUUUUACAUAAUUUUGCAUGGGAGCUACUGCAGAAGGUCAUCAAUAUUUAUGAAAAAUUUCUUUCAUCUGUUGAAUCUGGGAAUUCUCCGGUUUCAGAGAAAGGAAUUCUGCAAAUACUGCUAGACUUGUGUUUCAUUGGUGAUGUGCUAUCAGGAGGUAAAAGUUCUUCCGCCAACACUACUGAAAUGCAGACAAAACAGGAUUCUUUGCCAAGCACCGUCACCAAGACUUCCUUCAGGAGAAAACAGUCACAAUUACAGGCAGACUCAGCUGUCAUAGAGCCUAUAAACAAGUUAAUCAACAGGCUCUCACAGAGAUUGGAUCCUAUAGACUGGGCCACGUAUGAACCUUACCUGUGGGAGAAUGAGAAGCAAUCUUACAAGCGUUAUGUUGUUCUUUUUGGUUUUUUGGUCCAACUGAAUCACAUGUACACUGGUACUGUACAAAAAUUACCAACGAAAUCAAAUACAGAUUCAAAUAUCAUGAGAUGCUCUCAGGUUCCAAGAUUCAAGUACCUACCAAUCAGUGCCCCAGCUAUAUCAUCAAGAUCACACAAAUCAUCACUACAGUCGCCGUCUAGCGACUCCACAUCUAAAAGUCCUUGGAAAUCCUAUUCAAAUGGAGAUAGAUCUACUACACCAGAGUUUGAUGAUAAUGCAAGUCUUGUCGGUGCUGCUCCAUUGCUUAAGUCAUUUGUUACUCAGGUGGGGAGCAAAUUUGGGGAGAACACAUCGAGAUGGGGGUCCAUGCUCUCUGACGGGCAGGUUGGUAAGCUAAGUGACAUCCUUCCGGGACCAGCAGCUGGGUUUUUCUCUUCUUUCACAUCUGGAACUCGAUAUGAUUCAUAGUAAUGGCACCAUGACCCUUGAUCUUUAGCCCUUACUACACGUCAUACGGAAACCCACAUGUGUCAUCAAGAGAGCAAAAGAACUGUUGGCAAGUGUAAUAUGCCUUUGGAAAUCUGCUGCUCACAGAAUGAUGCCACAUUGCUGGUCCAGUGUUGCUUGGCAUAUCCUGCCGCGCCUCUGCACAUCUUAUUGUGACUAGACAGUGUCAUGGAGAAGCUCAGGAAAUUAUGAUGGAGAAGACGAGAUUUAUUCUAUAUCGGCUGCCCACAUGUUGAAUGAGCAGUUAAGGAAAUCAAGUUUGGUUUCAGUGUGUUUCCUGCUUGCAAUUUGACUUGGUACAUAGGACAGAGCAAGUGCAACUCGCCGCUGAUACUAGCCUCACUUUUUGGUGUGACUCAUGUUGUGGAUACGCGGCACUUGAAGUUGUGAAAAGAAUUUUGGGGGUCCAUUCUUUCUUUCUUAUCUUUGGCUCGAGUUGGCUGAUUUUUUUCACCGGAACAGUUCUGGAACUGCUGGGGUUGUGGUUUUAUCAUGUAGGCAAAGUUGCAAAAUGUGUACACUGGAAAUAUAGGAAUAAUACAGUCUGUAUCAUGCGUUCAUGUCCAUUCAGCAUGAUGUCUUCUUCGUUUGUCUACAUGUGUGGUUUGAAGCUGUUAGGUACAGUUGCUGAUUUUAUACGUGCCUAAGCCUAAUUAGAGUGCAGAGAUUAUAGCAAAACAAGCAUCUAAGCAUUACCAUGGAAAAUUUGGCUGGCGGCUGUGAUUGGUUCCCCGUA
Molecule: messenger RNA, 4076 nt
Organism: Sorghum bicolor (sorghum)
Lineage: Eukaryota; Viridiplantae; Streptophyta; Magnoliopsida; Poales; Poaceae
Product: conserved oligomeric Golgi complex subunit 1
Exons: 6
Coding region: 77-3301 (1074 amino acids)
Biological process (GO): intra-Golgi vesicle-mediated transport
Cellular component (GO): Golgi apparatus; COG complex
Source: RefSeq, a predicted model, not a curated record